Messenger RNA from Toxotes jaculatrix (banded archerfish), 2019 nucleotides. RefSeq names its product WD repeat domain 93 (gene wdr93). The coding region runs from base 1 to 2019 and encodes 672 amino acids. Lineage: Eukaryota; Metazoa; Chordata; Actinopteri; Toxotidae. Gene Ontology annotation, biological process: electron transport chain. The record is from RefSeq and is a predicted model, not a curated record. The transcript has 18 exons.
AUGAGUGCAGACCUCCGUGGACCUGGUAACGGUGCGUCCUGUUGUCAUGACAACUGUGAAACAUUAGCACCCUUCAAGGCUGCUAGUGUGGCCGCCGUGAGCUGUGGUUUUAUUAAGUCAGACACAUUAGUCACAGUAUUAGUGAGUCACUUCACAGUUAUAGUUACAUUUCUGAUCUAUUUUGUUGCAUCAAAUUCAGCAGGCUACAGAAAACCAACUACUUCGACGUUCUCGUACACCACGAGUGCCACAGACUCAGAAUUGGAAGCAGCUUGCAAAGCAGAGAAAUCAAGAAUGGAAACUUUGGAAUUGUUCGGUGCAACACAGCUCCCAGAGAGCACCAACUGCCUUGCUUGCUCAGAAGACGGCAGGUAUCUCAGUCUGGGUCACUCCCGGGGUUUGUCUGUGUGGUGUGCGUCUUCUCUGAUCUGUGUUGCGGAGUGGCUGGAGGACAGACUGGAAAUCACAUCCAUUCAGAUGACCAGAAUGGCUGAGACUGCCUACCUACUUGGAACCAUUGAUGAUAUGGGUACUGCCAGAGUCUUUGCAUAUCACUGUGACAACAUUCACCCCCUCAGUGUUGUUAACAUCAUGGAAGAUAUCAACAAAAGGAGCAUUUGCUUGACCUUUGAACUAUCUCAAGGGGGACAUUAUGGAGUUGCAUCAAUCAGCUGCAACGGUGCUGUUUGGCUUGAAGUCUAUCACUUCCCCACAGAAACCUGGCUGAAAGAGUUAGAGAUGGCAGCAUCACAGAUGCAGGAACCAAACUUUUCGGGAGAUCUGGGCAUGAAAUGGUCUCCAUUAUCAGUGGCAACUAAACUCAAACCACCCAAAAUUCCAGCAGGGACGACAUUGGAAGGUCCACACGAGGCACAAACGACAGAUCUGUUGACACACUAUCUGGUUGUGGAUGUAGACACCUGGAGUCGCCAAAGGGAAGAACGCUCUUUCAAUACAGGCGCAGAGAAAACAAAAGAAACAAAUAAAAGCCCAAGACGUUGCACUCUGCACUUUCUACUGUCUUGUGAACAGUUUCCUGGUGAUACUAAAGCAAAGUCUCAGCCAGCAGAAUUGCCUGUUGCUGUCUGUGUGUGGUGGAGUGGCAGUCACAAUCUUCUUCAGUAUUUGCUGCAGGAAGCACCAAGGAACAAACCAGAUGUUGAACCCAUGCCAGAUGUGUUGUGGCCAAACGCACAGGAAAUCCUCUGCUCUGCUGUUAGUAGAUGCACCCGUUACAUAGGUCUUGGGCUCAGUAAUGCUUUGUUGUGUGUCUGGGACAGGCAAUCUGGGUCUCCAUUGUCUGUUGUCUUAAUGUCAGCAACAGACAGUGCCUUCAUCAGACUGCAGUUUGUGGAUUACUGGCCUGUGUCUACUGAUGAUUCCCAGACUUUCGCUUCAGCAGAAGUCCGUCUUUUGGUGGUGUGUAAAAGUGGAGCAAUUCACACAGUCACCACAGGAAGAGGGACACAAUUCUCCACAACACUGCUCAGCGAAAGGCCUAAAGACAGUGGGGACUUCCCGACUAUCACUGCAUCAGUGCCAUUCCUGCAGAGCUUGGUCCUUAAGGUGCAAAGAAAUGGAAAAGUGUUCCUCCAAGAUGUCAUCAACAAAACCACUGUGUGCUUCUUGAUUCCUCCCAAAACUCAUCUGAUUGCUACUCCUUGCAAUCCUGUGUAUGCUCUGAACAUCAAACAGCAAACUCUGUUCAUACGAGGUGAUCAGGACCCUAGCUACAGAGCCUCUUCUGAAGAAGACAUCCAGAGUCAGCUUUUCAUCUUCCAUUUUGGGGUGUCUGACAUCCUGAGGCAGUACAGUGUUUCACCUCCAGAGUCUCCACAACAACAAAAAACACUGAGCUUUGCCAGUCUAGAGGACACCUGCAAUCUCUACCUUCAGCAAAGAGCACUAUCUGUCGAUGAAAGGAACAAAGCUAUCACCCAAACAUGGAAGCACCUACAGGAGACUGCAGUGAUGGAACAACAGGGGCACAGCAAAGCUGCAGCUGAAUUACUGCAAUGA